UCAACAGUACACGUUUGAAACGAUGUUACCAUCACCACACUCAACAUUUCCAGGAUGGAUAUGAAACAAAUGUGAUUUGCAGUCUUCAAGGAGUUUGUGACGUAGUGACAGUGCACUUAAAGGUUUAUCGUCAUCUAUCGUCUAUUAUCGCGAAUUGGAUCAAGUGACGGUACAGGUGUGGAUAAUUCUUGAUGUCAUGGGGACGAAUAUGAGGUUGUGGUGGUUAGUUUGAAAAGUUAGACGAGUUGUAUUGUAAAAGCAUGGAGUAAAUGUUACCGAUAGACAACAGUUGAACUGCGCAGAGUUCGCCUCAGUCGAAGCUGGAGAAGGACGGGGCAGAGAGCGAAGGGAUCGUGUUGGAUUUAUUAUGCCCCAUUUGGUCAGUUAUUGCCAACAGAACCGGUCGGACCCAUGGUGAAGAGAAAGAAGACGUCGUCCACUUCCGAAGAGCAUGAAAAUGGCAUGACACCGGGCUCCAGGGAGGGGAUCGGUGUCGAUGGGAGGAGGAAUCCGUCCAGAAAAGCCGACGGUUGCGACGAGGAGGAGAGCGGAGAGCAGGCGAGCGAGGAGCGCAGUACAAAGGGAGACGACCGAGUGGAGAUUCUUAAUCCAGCAGCCUCAGAUCUCAGCCCCGGUUCGUCUCGACCCGGACCGGGUUCGACCCAACAACCCCAGACAUUAGCGGAGCCCAGCGCCCCUUGUCACGACCAGCACCAUUUUCUGCGAUCCAGCGUUCGACCUCCAAGCAAAAGGAUCCGGAAGGAUUCCAUCGGCUCGGCCAUCAACGGCCAUGGCGGGGCCAAAUCAAAAGGAGCAGAGAACGGUUCCUCCUCCCAGGGGGCAGUGGGACAGUCUGGACCCGUGGCCGGCUCUACGGGGGUCUCCAAGACUGCCAAGGGCCAAGGGGCUGUUGAGAAGGAGGAGCAAGCUGGUAACCAGAAGAGGGCCCGUCGACAGUGGGAGUCUUGGAGCGCAGAAGACAAAAACAGCUUUUUUGAGGGGCUCUAUGAGCAUGGCAAGGAUUUUGAGGCUAUCCAGAACAACAUUGCAAUGAAGUACAAGAAAAGAGGAAAGCCGGCUAACAUGGUGAAGAACAAGGAACAAGUCCGCCAUUUCUAUUACCGCACCUGGCACAAGAUCUCCAAGCACAUCGACUUUGCCAAUGUGUACACCCGAGUGCUGAAAAAAUCCUCUCAGGAGCUGUAUGGCCUCAUCUGCUAUGCUGAGCUCCGCAAAAAAGUUGGAGGGCUCAUGGAUGACAAGAAUGUGACAAAGCUGAACGAACUCAUUCAGCAAGGGGCCACCACCGUUCGCUCCAAAGGGAGGAACCUGCGAAUUAAAGCACCCAUGUGCCGUGCGCUGAAGAAACUUUGUGACCCAGAUGGAGUAAGUGACGAGGAGGACCAGAAGCCGGUUCGUUUACCACUGAAGGUGGCAGUGGAGCUUCAGCCACGCAGCAACUAUUCCUGGGCCCGCGUUCAGAGUCUAGCGCACAACCCUCGCCUCAGGAUGGUGGUGGAACUUCACAGGAAAGUUUCGAGCCUCAUUGAGUACCUGAAACAGAAGUGGGCCUAUAAUGACCAGAGAAUUAUGAAGAGUCUGAUAGAAAGGGAGGCUUUGGAGGAGGCUCAGUCCACUUCUCUGAGCAAAUCGUCUCCAGAGGAGCUCUUUCUUUUCCCGGCUGAGAGCAGCACCCUGACCACACUCCCUGGGGUUGCUCGUGUGGUUCACUCCAAGGCCUCUUGCACGGUACACUGGCAAGAAAGCGGCAAGAAUCGGCCCAACGCCAAGGAGCUACCCGCCGCUCAGAUCCUGGGCAUUCACACAGCUCCACCACCACGGACCAGCACCAAAUCUGCACGAGGAAACAUGGCUUCAACAGCCUCAGUGACCCCGCAGAGUGACUCCCGUCAAACUGAGCCCCCCAUCGUUGAGACUUCACCCGAUUGUUCUGCAAAAGCAGAGGAGAAGAAGCCUUCGUCUCUUUCACCUCCUCAGCAGGCAACAAUUCACAAAGAGGAGGCAACUGAGGCUGGGCCUGGAGAGGGGAACAAGACCUGCACUGCUGGUGUGGAGGCCAGUGGUGGCCCUGCAGGGACCAAAACGACUGAUAAUUUGUGUAGCGUUCCAGAGAGCUCAGUGGAGCAAUGCAGGGAGGAGCAGACCAUCACCUCCUCCUCCCCAGACACCAGCCAGACCCCUCCAGCCAAGGUUUCCACGAGCGGCCCAGAGGAUGGAGCGCCACAGGGCUCGACUCAGGCAGCCAAAGAGCGAACAGUUGAGCAGAUCAGAGAGGAUGGCUGGAACGUCCGUGACGCAGAGAACGUCACGCUGGCAGAGCUAUACCUGAUGUUCGGGAAGCCCGGCAAGCUGCAGCUGGAGUACGAGUGGCAGUCCAUCGCACAACCCCACGAAAACGGGCAAGCACCCUCACAGCCGAAACGACACGGGAAACAACGUGUUUUACGCUGUCUGUUAAGACUGGUCACCACCGAGAUCAACCCCAAACCUUUGGCUCCAGAGCUUUGCUCCACAGCCACGUCUCCGCUCAAAACUCCUCAGGAGGAGCAAAACCAGGCCCUCACACCUCCGGGAAAAGGUCCCAUUGCGGGCGUCCGCAGCCCCAACUGUGGCCGGCAGCAGGCGUCUGUCCGAGGGGGCAGGUUGCACCAGCCAAAUGUUGGUGCCUCAGGUGCACGCAACCUUCCUCGCUCUCUGCUGGGAUCGUCAGCAGCAGUAAGUGACUCUGAAGGCAACGUGUUUGCAGUACCCACCACACUCCCUCCUAAUAGUUCCCGCCACAGCCGAAUGUUCUCCCCCAACAAGGAGGCUGAGCUGGCCUUGAGGCAGCAGCUCGACUCCAUCAGUAUGCAGUCAGAUCUUUUUAUUUCAAGACCAAGAAAACCUCGAAACAGACAACUCCGGAAGCCACUUGUUGUCCAGCGAACUCUUCUACCACGAACUACAGGAGACACUCCUCAGCAUGUCUGUUCCUUCUCCAUCCUCUCCAACUCCUCUGCCACAGGAACUGGGUCUUUCCGGCCAAUUCAGACGCGGCUGACUCCUACCUCCCGCCCUCUGCCAUCUAAAGCUUCUUCCCCAGCAGCCUCCUGCUCUGCAGUGACCAACCAGCUUUCCAGUGCUAUCGACCUUGCAGCUAAGACGGCUGGCAUCAUCCCUGGAAGUCCCUGUCAGGAGCCAGAACCUCCUGGACCCAUGCUCCCCUCUGCACCUAUCGUAGACGCUGAACCCGACCCCCAGCUCCUGCAGCACAACUUGUCAGAGAAUGGUCUGCCUCCGCCAUCUCCCGGUGGAGACUCUCUCCUCUCUCCGCCCAGUGUCGCAUCACUCCUGGACAUCUCUCUCCCCGGGCCCCCUGAGGAGACUCUGACCCCUGGAGAGAACCAAACACACAUCAGCGACUCCAUCAUCGAGCUCGCCAUCAAUUCUGCUCAUUACGGGGAGGAUACGGCACUCUCUCCAGCCAAACUGACCAACAGCGACGGCUCCAAACUGUUGGCGUCGUCCCCCUCAGUCAGCCCGUCCCGGGGCUGGAUCCCUUCGCCCAGCCACGACCCCCAGUGGUACCCCAGUGACUCCUCUGACUCCACGCUGGGAUGCCUUCUCUCCAGCAUGGUGUCUCCUGAUAAGGGCAGGCGGAGCACCCUCACCCCAUCCGGCCCCUCCAGUGGCACAGCUUUGCUCGGUCCCAGCCUCCUGGACUGCAACUCCCAUGAUUCCUUUCAGUCCCGCGGGCUUCCUGAUGUGGCAGAGAUGGACUCUCAGCUUGCCUGCAUGAUGAGCGAGAGCAGCGUGGACUACAUCGCUCGCUUCAAUGACCUGGCUCAGGAGCUGGCCGUGGCCGAGCCCUCCAUUCCGCCACCCUGAGGAGACGGAGCAGCUCUACUGACCUAAAGCCAUCUGGUAGAAAGAAGUUAGCGGAGGCUCCGUGCUACCUAAGAGGAAAGAGGACUGGUGGAAACAGACCAGUACCGAAAGCCAUCUCUGCCCUUUUUGUUUAAGUGCAAUAAUUAUGUUGGAUUAAGCCGCAUUGUUCAAAGACAAAAACAUCUUGCUGAGGUGAAAUGCCCUUUAAAAAGUUUAAACACGCAACCUCAUGUACAGGAAAAUGCUUUUGCCAUAUCUGAACAGUCUUUUCCUGCUUUUUAUGUGUGUGUGUCUUAAUCAUUCAUCCCCGGAAAAUGUGCAAAUCCACCAAAAUGUGCAGUUCAGAACCCAUAUGGUGACAAAAGGUGGCACCACAUUGAUGAAAAGAUGCUUCUCACUAAAAUCUCUUCAGUUUAUCAGACGUCACCUUGCAUUUCACACCUGCUUCAUCUCCAUCAGUUCUGCUUUUAUCAGUUUGUACGGACAUGUGCUGCCUGCAUUCAGUUUUUUUUUUUAAUUGCAAAAUGCAGCUUUGGAUGGCAGAGACCCUUAUAAAGAUUUCAGUGACUACACUUCAAUUUGGUGCUGAUAUCACAAAUUCAGUACAUUCAGUGUGAAUCUGAAAAUAUUCCAGGAUGCACAGACUGGUUAGCUUCAUGCUUUCAUUUACGCAAGGACGUGAAGUCUUAGGUGCUUCCAGAUAUUGUCUUUGUAACUGAACACUUGAUUUAAACACCACUAAAGUCAGUGCAAUUUAGCCUUCAUCUCCACAUUAACUUUCAAACGUUUGUGUUCAAUCAAUGUCGACUGAUAAUGGAAGUUAACGCUUGUGCCAAAGUCACUACAAAUAGCAUAGUACAGUUAUAUAGUGAUGUCAAUGCUUUGUCCUUCACUGCAAAUUCAAAGUCCACGGUCACAUCAAGACGUCCAUCUAACAGCAACAUCCAGUGUGAUUUUUUUUUUGUACAUUUUUGACAGGAUUUUAAAUAUUGCAAGGGAACAUGGGAAAUUGGGGUUCUGAAAACGUUCCAUGUUAUAUUUUUAAAAUGUAACUGAAGGUCUUCAAAAAGGAUGUUUAAUCUUUGUUUUUUUGGGGGGUGGGGGGGGGGGGGGG
Dunckerocampus dactyliophorus (ringed pipefish) is the source of this 5002-nucleotide messenger RNA. RefSeq names its product cramped chromatin regulator homolog 1 (gene cramp1). Lineage: Eukaryota; Metazoa; Chordata; Actinopteri; Syngnathiformes; Syngnathidae. The record is from RefSeq and is a predicted model, not a curated record. Gene Ontology annotation, molecular function: chromatin binding. Bases 412 to 3888 code for a protein of 1158 amino acids. Gene Ontology annotation, biological process: pattern specification process. Gene Ontology annotation, cellular component: nucleus. The transcript has 20 exons.